Messenger RNA from Aspergillus niger, 1437 nucleotides. RefSeq lists its product as uncharacterized. The record is from RefSeq and is a predicted model, not a curated record. Gene Ontology annotation, molecular function: serine-type carboxypeptidase activity. NCBI's taxonomy places the organism in Eukaryota, Fungi, Ascomycota, Eurotiomycetes, Eurotiales, Aspergillaceae. The transcript is spliced from 6 exons. The coding region runs from base 1 to 1437 and encodes 478 amino acids. Gene Ontology annotation, biological process: proteolysis.
AUGUGGCUCUUUCUCGUGUGCAGUAUCCUGCUGCCACUUGGAGUAGUCAACGCACAGUCUCAAUACUUCAACAACAAAACCAAAGAAUUCGUCGUCAAUGGCUCUGCUAUUCCUUUUGUCGAUUUCGACAUUGGCGAGUCCUAUGCGGGCUACCUACCCAACACGCCUUCUGGAAUCUCGAGUCUAUACUUCUGGUUCUUUCCAUCUUCUGAUCCUGAUGCGUCUGAUGAGAUCACCGUCUGGCUGAAUGGCGGCCCAGGAUGCAGCUCUCUGGCAGGCAUCAUGCUCGAGAACGGCCCCUUUCUAUGGCAACCUGGUACCUACCGACCCGUGCGCAACCCUUAUGCCUGGAACAACCUCACAAAUAUGGUGUACAUUGAUCAGCCUGCUGGAACGGGAUUCUCGCUUGGCCCGUCUACGGUGGUCUCAGAAUUUGAUGUAGCCAGACAGUUUAUGGACUUCUGGAGGCGGUUCAUGAAAACAUUCGAUCUGCAGAAUCGAAAGAUAUAUCUCACUGGCGAGAGCUAUGCGGGCCAGUACAUCCCAUACAUCGCGUCGCAGAUGCUUGACCAGGAUGAUGAUGAGUAUUUCCGGGUUGCCGGCAUCCAGAUCAAUGAUCCCUACAUCAAUGAGCUGCCAGUUUUGCAAGAUGUUGCGACCGUCAAUCAGCACCGCUCCCUCUUUCCCUUUAAUGACACCUUCAUGAGUCAAAUCACCAAGCUUUCCGACGAUUGUGGCUACACUUCGUUUCUUGACGAUGCCCUUACCUUUCCACCCCGUUCUCAAUUCCCAUCAGUGCCCUAUAAUGCUAGCUGCAACAUCUGGGAUAUCAUAAACAACGCUUCUCUAGCUCUCAACCCAUGCUUCAACCGCUACCAUAUCCCCGACGCCUGCCCCACCCCCUGGAACCCAGUCGGCGGCCCCAUCGUUGGACUUGGUCCGACCAACUACUUCAACCGCAGUGACGUCCAGAAAGCCAUCAACGCGUACCCAACGGACUAUUUCGUCUGCAAGGAUGGAAUCUUCCCGACGGCCAACGGACUGGACACAUCCCCUCCAAGCUCCCUGGGACCGCUGCCGCGCGUCAUCGAACAGACCAACAAUACCAUCAUUGCGCACGGCCUGAUGGAUUUCGAGCUGCUGGCGCAGGGAACCCUGAUCAGUAUCCAGAAUAUGACCUGGAAUGGGAAGCAGGGGUUCGAGCGGGAGCCGGUGGAGCCGUUGUUCGUGCCGUAUGGUGGAUCAUCGGGAGGAGGCGUGCUGGGAACGGCACAUACAGAGCGUGGAUUGACAUUUUCGACAGUAUUUAGUUCAGGACAUGAAAUCCCGGAAUAUGCACCGGGGGCGGCAUAUCGCCAGCUGGAGUUUUUGCUGGGGAGGGUUGCGAAUCUGUCGACAAUUAUUGAGCAGGUGCAGAUAACAGAGCAGAAUGGUUGA